This is a messenger RNA of Penaeus monodon (black tiger shrimp), 1565 nucleotides long. Its product is annotated as jouberin-like. Lineage: Eukaryota; Metazoa; Arthropoda; Malacostraca; Decapoda; Penaeidae. The transcript has 6 exons. The record is from RefSeq and is a predicted model, not a curated record. Gene Ontology annotation, biological process: motile cilium assembly. Gene Ontology annotation, molecular function: protein binding. Gene Ontology annotation, cellular component: ciliary basal body. Bases 1 to 1512 code for a protein of 503 amino acids.
AUGAGGGAGAUGAUGUAUGUUUCUCGGACCUUCGAAACCCUUUUGGGUCCCUUUGUGGCCUUCAUGUGGGGCUCAUGCUUCUUUUGUACCUCAUAUGUGGCUCUUCCACGGUAUUUAGGCAUUUAUGCGACUCUCAUAACUGACAAUCACUUGGGCUUCAUUAAUGCACUCUGUUUCAACCCAGAAGGGGAUUUGCUGUAUUCAGGAGAUAAGCAGGGCAUAAUUCUAGUCUGGAAGGUCAGUCUACCAAAGAAGGACAAGGGAAAGAAGAAAAUCAAACCCUUAACUUUUGAACAUGAAGUAAAGAUACCUGACAUUUUAGGAAACACUAUAAAUACCAUAUCUUUUCACCCUGGAGGUUACCGCUUGCUGGUUCACACAAGGGACAGCCAGAUAAGACUUGUGAAUCAUGUGCAUUGGACUGUAACUCACAGGUUGAGAGGCUUGCUGAAUGUACGCGAGCAAAUUCGAGGAUGUGUAAGCCCAUGUGGGACUUGGAUAUUGUCAGGUAGUGAAGAUCAUGGUGUUUAUAUCUGGAACUCAGACACUGGAGAGAUGGUAUCAGCUUUCAUGGAUUUACCUAUUGAUGGAACAAUAUCAUGCAUUGACUAUCAUCCACAUGAACACAUGGUAGCUUUAUGUUCGUAUUCCAACGAAGCACCAGUCCUGAUCCUAGAUUACGAUGAGGACACGCAGGUCGCCAAUACCACAGUCCCACUUGCAGUUCAACCUGCUGGCUCAGUGAGAGCACACUCUCCUAUGUUAAGGAGUCCAAGUCCGAGUUUCACCCCAAGAAAACUGUCUUCUUCGCCUCACAGGAAUUACACCUCCACUUCCAUGGACAGAAGUGCAUCUUCUGUGCCCCAAUCUGAAGCUCUUCCAUACAAGACAAGGCCUUUAGAGCCUAGUUCCUUUCAGCACAAUAACAUGCACGGUGACCUGCACAACACGGCUCUUGAUCGCGAAGCCUCUACUAAAAGGAAUACUGGUAACUCUCUUGGAGGUAAAGACCUGUGGAGUGAACAAGGCAAAAGAAUUCUUAGCAAGUUGGAUACAGUGCUUAAAAUGGCAAGUGAAAAUCCCAUUGGCCUAAAUGACAGCAGUGUUAACCACUACGGGGAUGAUUUGGUACCUCUGGGACAGUUGGCUACCGUCCUGUAUGACUACCACAGUGUGGAGCGUGACGAACUCUCCGUUAAGCAAGGAGAUUAUGUCAUGGUGAUACAAGAAACCAACAGCGACUGGUGGCUAGUGCGAACUGCCGACCAGAGACUCACAGGCCUUGUUCCAGCUUCCUACCUGCAGCACCUACAUGGGGGGAUAAGGGUAGAUGAUGACGACAUUGAUUGGAUAGAUUCGGGGAAUGUGAUAGCCAUCCCGUCAGAGUGCGGAGAGGUGAGUUUCAUUUCCGACAGUGAAGGAACCCCAAGCAAAGCCAGGGCCCGGAGGCAUAAGGCGAAAAUGGGUGGAGAAAAUGCAAAAGUCAUCACUUCUACGCCGAGGCCUAAGUAACCACGAAACAGUGAGGGAAAUUAACACUACUGCCAAUGCUGCAGUUUAUGCUU